Molecule: messenger RNA, 1248 nt
Organism: Desarmillaria tabescens
Lineage: Eukaryota; Fungi; Basidiomycota; Agaricomycetes; Agaricales; Physalacriaceae
Exons: 3
Coding region: 327-950 (207 amino acids)
Source: RefSeq, a predicted model, not a curated record
GACGCUCGCCAGCCAUUCUUUUUACUCCAUCGAUCGGCCUUCCUUUCCGGCCCCUAGCGGCUACAGGAUCGCAUCGCAUUCUACCCUUCUUUCCCUCCGCACCCAUCUCAGCAGUGGCCAACAUAUAUACCACGACUCGUUAAUCCCUAAUUCAGGUGUUGGAGGGGGCUGCGUUUGCAUUAUCCGGGAGUCGACUGUUUCUUGCUUCAUUCUACAGUAUCACAUUUUUACGGUGCAUCCAACGACGAGCUUAUCGACUGUCCAGACACAUACACUAUCAUUCAUUACCCCAUCCCAUACCCAAUCUGCACGUAUACUCUUCACGCAUGUCGUUUGACUCAGUUUCUUCCGGCUCGUCAGCGUCACACCCGCUCACAGUCGAUAUACCAGCGCAAUAUCCCCCUGAAAGCAAUUCUUCCUCCGUUAAUUCCUCCCUCAGCUCUUCCCCCACCGCCACGGGGGAAAUGACGAUACCAAAUCUCUCCCCCAAAGGAAUCCUUGAUAUACGAAAUCGGUCGGCACCUUUGCCUUCGUCUACGACUUCAUUACCAACGACAACAAUGAAUGUAAAAUUCGCCCCUCUGCCGGAAAUGGCUCCCCGGCGAAGACGUUCUACGGCGCCUCUAGGUGUGGCCGCGCGCAGUCAGCUAAUGCGCCGGCGUCGAGGCAUGUACGGGGAUGAGCCCCCUCCCGUUCCGUCGGGGAACGGGAUGUGGACAGAGACUGAGCUAGAAGAGCACGCGCGACGGUCCGCCAGUGAAGGGGGGCACGACCGUAGGGACCCCCAAGAGGAAUUCGAAGAUCCCUUUCGUGGCUCUCGGGAAAAUGAUGAAAGGAGCUUGGAAGAAGAUGUCGAACAGCAGUGGAAGCACCCGAGCGAAGACCAGCAGGGCUGUCGUAGUGUCGGGCAUGACAGAUUCAAUGCCACAGCAGGAGCCGCGGAGGAGUAACCUUAUCGUUCACGAAGACUCGGAAGCUGGGCGUGAGCAAGGGGGCGUUUGGGAAGAGGAGAUUGGACCUGCUAUACCGAGGAAUGUCGGUCAGACUGAAACGAUACGCGAGGUGGAGCACCAACAAAAGGAUCCCCGAUCAUCAUCAUCUUAACUUUAUAUCUUCUAUGCUAUCAUACAAUCAUUUAGGGUACUCAUUUUUUUUAGUUCUUCAUAUCGGGAUGUACAUAUUUUAUCGGAAGCUCAUAGAUAUUGGGCUUAAAUUAUGACGCGAGCCUCUUGGUUAUAUCUUUGCGAG